Haplochromis burtoni (Burton's mouthbrooder) is the source of this 5574-nucleotide messenger RNA. It is a transcript of the gene slc17a9b, whose product is annotated as solute carrier family 17 member 9b. Gene Ontology annotation, cellular component: membrane. The coding region runs from base 690 to 2087 and encodes 465 amino acids. The transcript is spliced from 13 exons. The record is from RefSeq and is a predicted model, not a curated record. Gene Ontology annotation, molecular function: transmembrane transporter activity. NCBI's taxonomy places the organism in Eukaryota, Metazoa, Chordata, Actinopteri, Cichliformes, Cichlidae. Gene Ontology annotation, biological process: transmembrane transport.
AAUUCCCACCGGCAACCAGCAUACAUGCUGUGACGUGUUAUGUAACAAUUUCCUGCUAACUCAGUAUAGCCGGGGGAGCAUUUCAGCAACCUUCUAGGUACUGCGCAUUUUGGUGCCCCAUCCCGACAGCUGCAUCUCAGCACGGGGAGAAUCACAUCUUCAUCCGGCAAGGACAGCUCACCGACAGAGCCCAUCCUGGUUCUCCGCGGAGGCUCUGUUUCUACUUGCAGUACUGCAUCGUCAUCAUCGCCGAGGGCCCGGAGUCACAGGCGUCUCUCUGACGUUUCAGAUGAUAAGGUAACGGAUGAAGCAGCCGGGCUAAACCACUUCCUGAUUAACCCUAGCGACGACAAGAAGAACUGCUGCGUGGCUGCUGGCUGGAGGAGGAGGCAGGGAAGAAAAACUGACACGUGGAUUACUCCUCCUAGGGCAUCAGGAAAAACAGACUGCCCCCCUUCUAGCUCUGUUUCGAAUACGGCGAUCACCUCCUCUCUCUCUGUUAGUCCAGUUUUACAGGGUAUGGAAUUCACCGUCAGGAUCCUAUGAUGUGAUUUCGCGCAUACUUUUACGAGAAGAUUUCCCCUUUUCACCCGAACGCUUACUUUUCUCACUGAUCGACCGGAAAGGGAAGAAAGGGCAGUAUACCCGGAGCGGUUGAGAAGAGGCUGCCGUCCGUCACCUCACGUUGAAUGGCAGUUAUUCAAAAACAUGGCAAGACCUAUAGUCCAGAUUUGGUCUGUCACAAGGACAACCACCCGCCCGCCAAGAUCGUCCCCGGGUGUCAUAAGAAGUGGCCUGAACACAACACCAGCUGGUCAAGGCCUGUGGCAAGGAUAUGGACAGUGGUGCUGCUGCUGGGGACGUGCCUCCUGUACUGCGCCCGUGUGGCGAUGCCCAUCUGUGCCGUCAGCAUGGCAGAGCAGUUCGGCUGGAGCAAGAGGGAGUCCGGCAUGGUACUGGGCAGCUUCUUUUGGGGCUACUGCUUCACUCAGGUGUUCGGAGGCUACGUGAGUGACCGGGUGGGAGGUGAGAAGGUCCUCCUGCUGUCUGCAGCAGCCUGGGGUUCAAUGACAGCUUUCACCCCAAUCCUGGCCCACUUCUGCUCCCAGCCGAUCCUCUCUAUGACACUAGCUCGCUUCCUCAUGGGCCUACUGCAAGGAGUUCAUUACCCCUCUCUUGCAAGUCUGUGCUCACAAAAGGUGGUGGAAAGUGAAAGAGGCUUCCUCAUGAGCACCGUGGGUAGUGGCUCCUAUCUGGGCACUCUGGUAAUUGGGGGGGCAGGCUCCCUCAUGUUGGACCUUUACGGCUGGCAGAGUGUUUUUUAUGUUUCUGGACUCCUUUCAGUCCUGUGGGCCUACUGCAUGUGGAAAUAUCUACUCAAAGGAGAAGGGCCGAUAAUCACCUUGGAGUCCCUGGGCAGCAGUGGAGCCCAGUCCAAACUGACCAAAAGACAUUGGUUACGGCUCUUAAAACAACCAGCUGUCUGUGCUGUAAUAGUGACGCACCUCUGCACGGCGAGCACCUUCUUUACUCUUUUGUCAUGGCUGCCAACAUUCUUUAAAGACACAUUCCCCGAUGCCAAGGGCUGGGUGUUCAAUGUCAUUCCUUGGUUAGUGGCCAUACCGUCAUCCCUCUUUAGUGGCUGUCUCUCUGACCACCUCAUCAGUCAAGGCUUCGAUACAGCAUCAGUGAGGAAGUUGAUGCAGUUUUUCUCCAUGGGUGUGUCCAGUGUGUUUACCCUUCUUCUGUGUGGCACAACUACCUUCCCCUGGGCUGUAGCAUUUGUGUCUGCCACCAUGGGCCUCACCACCUUCAGUCACAGUGGUGUUUCUGUAAAUGUUCAAGAUCUUGCUCCAUCCUGUGCUGGCGCUUUAUUUGGCGUUAUGAAUACAUGCGGUGCUUUCUCAGGGGUCUUAAUGGUGUACUUCUCGGGGUAUCUCAUUGAGGCGACAGGCUCAUGGGCUUCUGUGUUUGCCCUCAUCACCACGGUCAACCUGCUUGGCCUCUGUACCUUCCUGGCAUUCGCUGAGGCACGCCGGGUUGACAUUGACUCUACUAAGUUCCGCCACCACAACAUACACAUCUAAAUCAUCAGUUAUUGGAGGGACCUGAAUAUGACCUCGGGCAACCAGCAGCUGCGAUAUUAUCCAGCGCAUAGAUGGAACUGCACACAACAAUUAUGAAAAGUUUGAUUGGCUCUGUGGUUGUUUGACUGCAACAGCAGCACACAGCAGAGCCUGCACAAUGUUACUGAAAAGUCUUGUCGGGCUUUAACCUUGGAUCCUGGAAAGAAGACAACUGUGUUAAAGGGUGCUGUGCUAGUUAAAGAAGAACGUGGAAGUAGGAAAGACUACACUACCUCCAGGCUCCAUGGAAAAUAGUUUACACUUAACAUGUGUACAAACUGUGUUACUUAGGAACAAGAAAAUCAAACAGAUUGUUAACUGAAAGCCAUAGCCCACUGCUCUGCUGUGUUUGUGCCGAAGGAGCUGUGAGAGUGAUGGAUGUGCUGUGACAGACCGAGGUGGUUUGUUUUUGCCCUGCAGGGAUGGGUUAGGCGGCGUGGAUGACACAGGGAGAGUCCAGCCUCUCAUACCUGAAGUCUUUUAUUAGUACGCCUCACUCAGCCGUCACUGAGAGAUCUGAGUGACACCUCAUUACCCAGCCACUAAUUACUUUAAAGGCGGUUUAAUGUCCUAUACAAUUUACCUUCUGUGGUUCGAAUCACCGAGAGCUUUAUGGCAGCAAGGCUUUGCCUAGGCGCUCUCGCUGAUCGUUGUCUCCAAGGGUUUGUUUUAAGUUGAAAGACCAAAGGUUAUUAAUUAAUUUAAAUAAUUGUAUUUUCAUUAUUUGUAAUUGCAUGGAAUAGAAAUACCUCACCUAACUGCUUUGAGUAAUUUUAUAUUUAUAUGGAUAGAGUUUGAAAGACUUUUUUUUUUUUAAAUUGUGUUAAAUAGACAACAAAUAUAUCUAAAUAAUCACCAGUGUGAUAACAUAAUAAUGUAAAAACAACACAUGCAGACAACACGAUUCUUCAAGAAGAAACCUUUUUAGGUUGCAUUAUUAUCAUCGCACUUAAUACCUUUGUUACUUAGGCACUAGACAGGAAGUGAUAUCAGUAUUUGGGAGGGCAUCCAUUAACUUUUCAUGAUAGAUAGUGCUAGCUGUCACUAAGGCAGUUUGAAAUAGUCUCCAAGUUACACAGUGACGUUAUGAAUGUUAGGGGACAGGCGAGAUAACGAUAAAUUAUCGGAUUCAGUACAAUCGAACUGGAAACCUAUGUAGCAACGUAAAACUAGCUGCAUAACUCCGUCUGAAGGUUUAGGUAAAUGUAAUGUUUAUCUUUGGCGUUCACAGUUUUACAAGUUCUGUUUUCAUGUUAGGUCCAGAUGCUUAUUUGAUACCUUAAAUCUAUGCAUUUAUUGUUUCGUGCCUCAGUUGAGCAACAAGAAAACUGCAAGACAUGCACCUUCGUGGUAACAAAGUGUCAAGUGCUGAUUGCUGUACAUUGCUGAUAGUUGCCUUAUUUGUUGGAUUUUUGUUGCCUCUUUGUCUUUUGUUACUGUUAUUGGCAUACAACUCCACAUUGGCUUAUAUUUUCUAGGAUUUUAUUCCAUGUAUACUUGGAGGUGUAACAUGAAGUGCAUUUCUGAUGUUGGCAUUGUCACUUGUUACAAAAAAGAAUGAAGUCAUUGGAUUUAUUUAAAGCGCAGCUCUCCGUCUUUCAGAGUAAAAAAAAAAAAGAACAUUUCUUUACCUAUUUAUUUUUGUGUUUGGUAGAAAAACAUAAUCCUAAGUAGCUAUAAAUUAUGAUUACCGUUUUAAAAACUCUUAUCUAAAAUCAAGUAUCUUUCCCCAAAUCUCUUAAAAUUCUGUUCCAACACUAUGUUUUUAGUGUGGCCGUACACAGAGUGUGUUUUGCUUGGGUGUAUCGAUAUCCACGUAUUGGUAUUGUUCCGGGAUCAUCAUAAUUAAUGUUCGUUAGGGUGUGAUUUUGGGCUAGGGUUAGUGUUACUGGCUAUAGUUAUGGUUAUGAGCUUGUGAUGACAUCACAACAUAGGUUUUGAUGAUCCAGCAACAACACAAAUGCGGGGACAUCAGAUCAUGCUUGUGUUUGUGUCUUACAUAAGACUACUGUACAAAAUAAUCACUCUUCAAUAGUUUUUUUUUUCUUAUGCUGGAUCUCACAGUUGCUUGCACUGCACUAUUUACAAAUGCCCACAUGCCUCUUUUUUUUAUGUUCACAUCUUGAAAAUGUAAACCUUUUACAUUAUAAAUAGUUUUCGCCAACAUAUCUUACUACAGGUUGCUGAAAGCCUUCUGUCAAAUAGUUUUUGAUAACCUGUAAUGUACACGUUAGAUAAAAUAAAAUGCAGUAUUCUAAUGUGUUUCAGAUAUACUGUAUUUAAAAGCUCUUGAGUUUGAAUAAAAAAAUAUAUAUUUUUGUCAACUAUUUUGAGUUUCUUCAAUAUGUUGCACAGAGAAAAUACUGCGUGUAUUUUCUCUGCAUCUCCACAGAGAGGCAGUGCAGCAUCAGUAAUGAGGCGAGCACACGGCGUGCUUCCCAAUCUCCAGAUACUCCACAGUUCCUGUUAUGUAUAAAGGGGUCCUCCUGUUUAACAGCAUACCCAUGAAGUUUUCAUGAAUGUCGAUUUGCAGCAAAUAUCGCCAGCUUCUGCACGAAAGAGCCUUUUCAUACACAAAGCGUUCAAGCUUUUCAGGAACCAUAAAGGUUUGUCCUGGGAACCUUUUAUUUGGACUCCAUUAUUUAGACCAGUCCAAAGCAGGUUCCACCGCAGGUUCGUCGUGUUCACACUACCGGCCACACUACAGCCCCGGAUCCCGAGUCCAGGCCAGCAGUACUUAUGUGGUGGCACCAUAUGGCAGGAUGCUGUGUGCCAUGUUGGCUAGCUGGCACUACCCACGUGCGAAUGGCCAGACGCUAGUCACUCCCCCUCAUGGGACCGAAUGGCUCGGGUUGCUAUGGAGACGGAUGGCUUGUGGCUUCCGCGUGGCGAUGAAAAGAAAAAAAAAAGGAGGGGUCACAAGUGAGUGAAAGUAACAAGUCAGAUAAAAGUCAGAGGAGCGGAGCGGGUUGGCAGUGAAUUUAGCUUUUUGAUGUACAGUUCAUAUAAAAAAAGAAAACACGUCGGUGUUAAAGAGAUGGCCAGUCACUUAUUGGAGUGCUCUCACUGACACAAAAUGGUGUUGUAAAAGCAGACAUAAUCAUGAUGAGUGGCCCACUAUUUAAUUAGCAGAGAUGAAACACUGAGGGGAGAGUAGAGGAGAGAGGGGGAGAAAUACCCUCCCCACCUCCUCUCUACUUGUUGGCUGGUAGGAGUAACCCAGUAAAUGCAGGGCCCAUCAGAGAGCCAGAGAUACAUGUAAAUGAAAUAGCCCCAUUAAUUAGUAAUUAACAUCAAGUUAAUGACAUUUCACUGUGUCGCCAUCUCAUCCUAUGUCCUUCCUCUGUGGUGGAGGGGUUGUCUCUUGGGUCCCUGAUCUGAAUGCUAAUUAGUGAAAAGCUAAAAUGCUAUAUAGGACUACCUAAUAAUAUAGAGGCCCAGUUUAAGA